AUGGCGGCCAUUGCGCCGGGUCUUCUGCGCCUGCGCCCGCCGGACUCGAAAGUCGAGCCCGAGCUCGGUGCGAAAGAGGGGCGAUCUUUCUACCCACCACCGAAGUCGCAGCGGGCCUCGUCUGCGGGGCUGCUGCCCCCCUCAGAUCUGGAGGAGCGGGGCAAAAGCCCCGUCAAAGAAAGUCCGAGCAAGUCAACACCGACUGCGGCCAAGGAGCCCAGGGCGCGGGAGUUUGCGCUUCCACGUGGCCGGAGACCUCCGGAGGGCGCCGAAGUAAAACAAGCUCCGCCGAAACACGAGAAAGUGGCUGACUUGCGGUCCAAGCUGCAAAAGGCGCUCCUCGAGACGGGCCGUGUGUCAUCGGCGAGCGAGUCAGAGCUCUCGCUGCGCCGCGGACAGCGGCCGAGGCUCCGGCCACGAAUGCGUCGCCAGAGCUCCUCGGAGCGAAGCUCCAGCUCGGGUUGGGCCGGAGGUCUCCGGUCGAUCGCUUCGGAGGCGAGCUCUACCUCGGCCCCUCCACGCAAGGGCAAGGGCUACGGCAAGGGCAAAGGUCUCGUGAACUUCCCUGGGAAAGGCGCCCAGAGAGUCGACUCCGAAGAUUCGGAAGCUGAGACACACGGGCCGGUGACGACGUCCAUUGAGGUCCCACUGCGUGUCCUCCGCCGCCCCUGGCGGGGCCAGGUGGCCGAGGCAUCCGUGGCUCAGGUUGAAGUUGAUGCAUGUCGGCGUGAAGGGUACGGACGCGUGACCAUCACCGGUGGCUGGUGGCAAAGCCUCGCAGCAUACCAGUGCCUCAUUAAGCUCUUUUCCACGUUGGAAACAUCGGUUGAGCCGGCACGAGACGCAGUGCGCAUCUGGCGCAGCAAGGCAUUGGACCAGAAAAGGAAGCUGCUAACAGCCAAUCUUUGCAUGAUCUCGCCUGGUGCCUGUGUGAAGCUCUCCGUGGUGUUGGGGCUUGGUGGCCUGGCUAUUGCCGUGAUCCUCCUCGUCACGCAGAGCUGGUUGCAAUGGCUGGUGUUGAAGAUCCCCUAUCCAGGAUCAAUCUGCUUCCUUCUGUACUUCCUCAUCGGAAUGCGCGUUUGCUGUGUUCUCCUGGGCACUAUGCGUGUUGUGAGCGGAGGCGUGCUGCUCACCUUGGUGGGCGCGGGCGUCGUGAAGACCAUCGGAACCAGCAUUCUUGGAGCCAUGUCCGGGCUUGGCUUCCUCUACAUCGCCAUGAUCCCCAUUGGCCAGCUGCUGACUUCGAUUAUCCGGCGCGUUGCGCCGCAGAUUGUGCACGAUGCUCAGGAGAAGCGCAUGCAGCAGUUUUUACCACUCCUGCCGGGCUAUGAUAUCGUCUGCCUCCAAGAGCUGACCGUCGCCUGGGGCCAGGAUGACUGGGUGACUGCGCUUAAGGACUUCGCCAAGUCUGCUGGGCUGCGUUACUUUGCUUCCAGUGGGAAGUGGCCGCAGUUUCCUGCCUUCUUUGCCGCCGCCGGCCUGGUAAUCCUUUCGAAAUACAACAUCAAAAGGAGCGAGCUCUUGACCUUCUCUCGCCAAUCAUGGUUCGAGUGGAGUGCCGUCCAGCGUGGCGCUCUCAUGGUGGAGUUGGAGGGACCGAAAAAUAAGAAGAUCGCCGUGAUCAACGUGCACACCACAGCAGGACUCGAGGUCGUCCGAACCGGCAUGCAUCUAUCGAAGCAAGUUUCGCAGGGCAAUGCCAAGGUGAACCCGACUGGCCUGAAGCAGCUUGAGGAGGCCCUCCGACGAUUCGAAGAGUUCUCGAAGGGUGCUGACCAGCGAAUCUUCUGUGGCGAUUUCAACUUGAGCAAGGACUCGGAGUCCCUCCAAAGCUUCUUCGAGCAGGCGAAAGAGAAGUUGAAGCUUGUGGACCAGUAUGCGGAUUGCCCACCUACUUUCGGUUGUGUCGACGAACACGGGAAGCCACGUGAGACACUGCUCACCAAGCACACGAAGAAUUGCCGCCCACGGUGCAUCGACCACGUUCUGUCUGAUGUCAAAUGCAAGGCAGCUCGGGUGGAUAACAUGACUGCGAAGCCGGAGGAUGCUGCAAAGUAUGGAUACCAGCAAGUAUCGGAUCACAGUGCGGUCGAGAUCGAGUGGACCUGA
This is a messenger RNA of Symbiodinium sp. CCMP2592, 2109 nucleotides long. NCBI's taxonomy places the organism in Eukaryota, Dinophyceae, Suessiales, Symbiodiniaceae. The record is from the annotation of a GenBank genome assembly.